GUGUAGUCAGUGGGUUAGUGGGUCCGUUGUGUAAUGUCAAGUGCAGCUGCAAUGCGGUUAUUAGUCCAAGGUGUGUGCAAGGUAACCGAAAACUGCAAUUCGGGUUAUGGCCGGUGAGUGGAGCCGAUAGUAUAAAGACUAAGUACUCCAAACUUAACAUCAGUUUGAAACAUGAUCUUCAACGUCUUGUUUGAGUUCGAGUCCAUCGCUGAGGGGAGGGAAGCUCUGGCGAAGCUUCGACGCCACUUCGAUGUUGUACCUUCAAAGACGUACGAAGUGGUAGAAGACGUCACCAGCUAUUCACCAGCUGGAAGAAUGGCGGCGGCUAUGCGCCACGAAUCACUGGUUCGAUACCGUGGGGGAAAGAGACCGACAGAGGGACAGGGCCCGCCUGUAAAAAAACAAUGUUUGACGCUCUGCUCCAUACUCAAUUCCCCCCCGCUGCAGCCACGCCCAGACACGUCCGAGCCGUCAACCUCUACAGCACCACCACAAGACAUACGACCUGCACCAUCAUCACCGAUCAUCAUAUCUGAUGAUGAUGAUGAUGAUGAUGAUGAUAAUGAACUGCCAGAGGAGUUGGAUCAAAUGAUAUCAACACUUUCAUCGUCGGGGUACAGCUCAUUGGAUGAUAAUGAGAUAAUCGAUUUAUUCAAAUAA
This is a messenger RNA of Macrosteles quadrilineatus (aster leafhopper), 660 nucleotides long. RefSeq lists its product as uncharacterized. The record is from RefSeq and is a predicted model, not a curated record. The transcript is spliced from 2 exons. NCBI's taxonomy places the organism in Eukaryota, Metazoa, Arthropoda, Insecta, Hemiptera, Cicadellidae. The coding region runs from base 172 to 660 and encodes 162 amino acids.